Monopterus albus (swamp eel) is the source of this 2088-nucleotide messenger RNA. Its product is annotated as sushi, von Willebrand factor type A, EGF and pentraxin domain-containing protein 1-like. Bases 399 to 1955 code for a protein of 518 amino acids. The transcript has 9 exons. The record is from RefSeq and is a predicted model, not a curated record. NCBI's taxonomy places the organism in Eukaryota, Metazoa, Chordata, Actinopteri, Synbranchiformes, Synbranchidae.
GGAAAUUCCCCUGAAUGGUUUUUGUGAACUUUGUACUAAAGUGUAAACCAGCCUUUAUGUGUUGCAUUAAAACCAAACAAGUAAUGUUUGUCUUAGUGUGGCUGACAUAGUUUAUUUGAUGUGCUGUUUUUAGUGAAAGACACCUUGGACCAACUUGUCAAGUGAUUUUAUUUCAUUUCUCAUAAAUGUUUCUUCACAUAUGUCCUAGAUUAAGUCAUGUUGAGUCAGCAAAGAGAGAAACUGUCUUUCCAAGCAGCCUUAGUGGAGCCGACAAAAGUAGAUAUUUUUAUUAACUGAUAUGAUACCAAAGAAAAACGUUAUGAAGAGUAACAGUUGUUACUGAAUGAAAGGUGCUGCCUGUGAACUCUUCUGUUCAGUGAAGCUUGUGUUGAUAGUACAUGUCUGUGAGUUCUGCAUGUGUCAUGUUGUGUUCAUACAGCCUUGUGCAAUCCCACUGGGCUGUCCAUGCUGUGACCCUCAGUGCUCCCUGGGGACAAACACACAGGCAUUCUGCUCAGAAAACAGUUCAUCAAAAGAGUUGGCCUCAGAUGGACCCCGGUUUUUUACAGCUGCUCGCCGAAAUGCGAUUGUCUUUAUUUAUUCUGUUCCUCCUUUGGGGGAAUGUGGAUGUUUCUCUAUCACAGAACGCAUGUUCACAGCUCCCGGAUGUUCCUCACGCCUACGUGUCAGAAGAUACCAAAAGAACAGAGUACCCUGAACAACAUGUGAUACAUUUCAAAUGUGAAACAGGUUAUAUAUCUGGUCUGAACAUCAGAUAUGUAUGUACCAGUGCAGGCUGGAAGCCAUCCCAGAAGGGAAGUUGUUACUUAAAGCCAUGUGAACUUCCCAGUGACAUUUCCAAUGGUCAUUAUCAAAUCACCAGAGGUGAAGACUUUGUGUUUGGAACACAGAUCACUUACUUUUGUAAUGAAGGGUAUUACAUGAAUAAGGAGGUCAAUCGGACCUGUACACUGAAUGGUUGGACUGGUCGUGCACCAGAAUGUGAAUCUUUGAACUGCGACUACCCACCUAAUGAUGAAGGGGUUACAGUAAAAGGUUUACCAGACCACGAAGACGAUCCUAUACUUCCUGACCGCUUCCUCGACUUCAGCUGUGAUGGUCCUGGGAAACGUCUGAAUAGCACUUCAAGGCUGAUAUGUGGUAAAGAUGGACAGUGGGAUAAUCCAUUUCCCUCUUGUGUAGAUGUCACAUGUAACAUUAGCGCGAUGCACCCACAUCUCCAUGCAGAUGGAUUAUCACCAGCAAAUAACAUUGCGAAAAUUGGACUUAAAUUGUUGUUUUAUUGUGAUUAUGCGUACACACUCGACGGGCCUCAGAAAACUGAGUGUUUACAAAAUGGGCAAUGGAGUUCGCCCUUUCCAACCUGCCAUGCAAAAUGCAAAGUUCCAAGAGUUCAAGGAGGUGUACUCUUCACCCCACGACAUUUCCCAGGGGAUUUGCUGGGCAAAGGCCAGAAGUUAAACUUUGCUUGCAGCAAUUUCAGACAUGUUAUUCAUGGGACUGCAACGGUUGAAUGUUUACCAAAUGGGCAGUGGAGUGGUAAUUUCCCAACAUGUGGACCUCCUGUGGGCUGUGGGAGACCUCCACCUCUUGCAGAUGCAGACAUAGAGGGAUCUUUAAAAUCCAAGUACAGUCAUAAUGAAAGGGUUGAAUAUACCUGUCAGCAGUUGUACGUCAUGGAGGGCGGGCCUCACAGAACAUGUAACAAUGGCAACUGGACUGGAGACUUGAGAUGCCUGAAACCCUGCACUGUGACUGAUGAAGCCAUGAGACAACGUAAUAUUGCAUUCAGAUAUUCUGGUGAAAAAAAGCUGUAUUCAUCCCAUAAUGAUGUAUUUCAGUUCAUGUGUACUGGACGAACAACCCUUGUCGGCACAGUAACAAUGCGUCAGACCUGUAUUGACGGUGAGAUCCAGCUGCCCACUUGCCAAUAACAGUUUUUAAUCAGCUGGACAUGAUGAACGUUGAUCUGACUGGACAAACAUGUAACUGACCAGAAUGAAGAGCCAUGUAUUGAUCCAGUGUCUGCUCUUCAGUGCUGUGUGUGGUCGUUUUAAUAAAUCAUAU